Melozone crissalis (California towhee) is the source of this 1222-nucleotide messenger RNA. It is a transcript of the gene PBDC1, whose product is annotated as polysaccharide biosynthesis domain containing 1. Gene Ontology annotation, cellular component: cytoplasm. The coding region runs from base 1 to 1068 and encodes 355 amino acids. The record is from RefSeq and is a predicted model, not a curated record. Lineage: Eukaryota; Metazoa; Chordata; Aves; Passeriformes; Passerellidae. The transcript has 9 exons.
AUGGGUGUGAGCCUGGUGGGCAUUGGUGGGAUCUGUGAGAUCCUGGUGGGAAUUGGUGGCAUGGAUAUGAUCUUGGUGGGCAUUGGUGGGAUCUGUGUCACCCUGAUGGGCACAGCUGGGAUGAGUGUGAUCCUGGUGGGCACAGCUGGCAUGGACGUGAUCCUGAUGGGCACAGCUGGGUGGGAUCUGUGUGACCCUGCUGGCAUGGAUGUGACCUUGGUGGGCACAGGUGGGGUCUGUGAGAUCGUGGUGGGCAUUGGUGGGGUCUGUGAGAUCCUGAUGGGCACAGCUGGCAUGGAUGUGACCCUGAUGGGCACAGCUGGGAUCUGUGUGACCCUGGUGGGCAUUGGUGGGGUCUGUGAGACCCUGACGGGCACAGCUGGCGCCAGCUCAGGGACUCGUGGCCCAUCCCGGUGUUUGUCCCGUUCCGGUUCGUCCCGGAGCGGGCGGCUCGGAGCCUUUCAUGGGUGCCGGGGCGGCCUUGGCGAACAAAGGGCGCUUUCUUCACCCGCACGGGGCACAGCACACCUGCCCGCCCUGGCACCGCCGCCGGUGCCCUCGGGGCUGGGCCCCGGCGAGGCCGCGGCGGCCGCUCAGGCGCUGUCGCUGCCCGCGGAGAGCUUCGGCAACGACCCCCGCGUGGAGCUGGCCUGGGCCAUGAAGGCGCAUCAGCACGCCGAGGUCUACUUCAACCUGAUCUCCUCCGUGGAGCCCAAGUUCCUGAAGCUCACCCAGGUGGACGAGCGGAUCUAUGAGGAAUUCCGCAGAACCUUCCGGAACCUGCGCGUGGACGUGCUGGACCCCGAGGAGCUGAAAUCUGAGGCAGCCAAGGAGAAGUGGCGCCCGUUCUGCCUCAGCUUCGAGGGCGUGGUGGAGGAUUUCAACUUCGGGACUCUGCUGCGCCUGGACUCGCGCGGGGAAUACUCGGAGGAAAAUUCCAUCCUGGCCACCAGGAUCCAGUUCUUGGCCAUCGAGAUCGCCCGCAACAGGGAGGGAUGCAAUGAACACGUGCACAGGAGGGGAAGAGGGGAAGGGAUGGGGGAGAGGAGCCACGGGGUGGAAUCCUGAAAUAAAUCCUGAAAAACUGCCAUGAAUCCUGAAAAAACUUUUAUAAAUCCUGAAAAACUGCAUUGAAUCCUGAGAAAACUUCAAUUAUACUGAAAGGACUCUUAUAAAUCCUGAAAAACUGCAUUGAAUCCUGAAAAACUGCAGUAAAUCCUGA